This is a messenger RNA of Malania oleifera, 1336 nucleotides long. RefSeq names its product CLAVATA3/ESR (CLE)-related protein 25. Lineage: Eukaryota; Viridiplantae; Streptophyta; Magnoliopsida; Santalales; Ximeniaceae. Bases 364 to 714 code for a protein of 116 amino acids. The transcript has 2 exons. The record is from RefSeq and is a predicted model, not a curated record.
GCUUCAACCCAGCUCAUCCCUCUCUCUCUCUCUCUCUCUCUCUCUCUCUCUCUCUCUCUCUCUGCUCUGGGUUCGAGAAAGUGCAACUGAAUUGCUCGUACCUAUAAAGAAAACCAGCCUCCUUCAACCCCAUGAACUUGAAAACUCCCCCUACCUAAACUUAUUCUUGACUUGCCUUAACUCUCUCUCUCUCUCUCUCAUGGUGCCAUCACAGCUAGCUUCUUCUUAUGGUUUCUUUGUGAUCCCUAUUUAGAAGUAUACACGCAAUCAAUCCAGGCAUAUAUCUUCAUUCCUCAAGUAGUGAUCAAGUCGAGCAAAGGAGAAUUGAUUGAAGAGCUAGCUAGGGAAUUAAUUAAUAUUAAUAUGGGUGGGGGUAUUGGGUUUCGUCACAGUCACAAGUCUUCGUUUGGAGUUGUUGCAUUUGUGGGACUUGUUUGGCUUCUCAUGUUUGGCAUUCUAGAAAGUGAGGCAAGAAAAUUACCAGCUACACUAACAGAUAGUCGUCGUCAUCAUCAUCAAGAACAACAUGAUCAGCCCAUCAUUAUUGAAAAUUUCAAGCAUGUGGAAGAAGAGGUGAUCAUAAGAGAAAGGAAGCUUGCAGCCUCCUCAGAGCUAGAUCUCAACUACAUGAGCAAAAGAAAAGUUCCCAAUGGCCCUGAUCCUAUUCAUAACAGGAGGGCAGGGAACUCUAGACAGCCUCCAGGACAGCAGUAGGCAUAAGCUAAGAGUUCGAGAAGCUGAAAAAAAAAAAAAGGAAUUGCAGAAGGUGCAUGGCGCAAGAUGUCUGCAUGAUCUUGUAUGUAUUUUUUUUUUAAAAAAAAAUAUUAUAAAAGUUCUCCUUUAUUCGCAUUUGAAGAAACCCAGCUUGCAAGGAUUUCAGAUAAACAAAUUGUUGUGGGAAGAAGAAGAUGAUGAUGAUGAUGAAGAUGGCAGAGUAAAGAAGAAGAAGCUUGUCUCUUACAAAAUACACUCCAAAGAAUCCGAAGGAAGAUCAAACUGCCUAGCUUUUGUAGAAACCCCAGUUAAUCAAGUGCACCCAGUCCCUUGUCUUUUAAUUAGUAUUUUUUUUUUUCAACGUACACCUCAAUUUAAUUUAGUGUGUGUGAAUAUAUGUGUGUGUGAGAGAAAAAAAAAAAACAGAUGGGUAUGUCAAUCUCUCUCUCUCUCUCUCUCUCUCUCUCUCUGCAUGCAAGAGAUAAUUGAAGAAAAAGAAAAGUUGAUGGAACAGAGUCCGAAAAAUGUAGUAGAGGAAGCAGCCAUGCAUGCAUGAAUGAAUGAAUGUAUGGGAGGACAUGUACGAAUCACUAUGUAUCAAUCAAGUAAUCAUCUUUGGCCA